Messenger RNA from Striga hermonthica, 3402 nucleotides. The record is from the annotation of a GenBank genome assembly. NCBI's taxonomy places the organism in Eukaryota, Viridiplantae, Streptophyta, Magnoliopsida, Lamiales, Orobanchaceae.
AUGGUCGUCGAGUCGCCGUGCUACUGGUCGCUGAGCCUUAUACGUCGCCUGCGUUGCAGGUUGUGCUUGGGAUCGCCGAACAUUGUGCCUCGUACCCCGUUAUGCUUCCGCGGCAGUGGUGGCCGGUGGUCGUCGAAUGAGCACAGAGUAUAUUUAUACGUCGGAUACGAACGAACAGCCCACCCGAGCUUUGAUAUCUCCAGAAAUUCUCAAGAAAAUCUCAGGAAUAGUGAGGGAAUCGCGGCUACAGCCCACUCACAAACUACCGGUGCAGAUAUGACUAGUAGUGUAUAUACUAUCCUGACAAUUGAUCGUUGGGAGUCAUUGAAUUGUAUGAACUAUAAAACAGCAAAAUUGAGGCCAGUUCAUGGGAGGCUAGCUUUGAAAUUCUUGAAAUGGGUUGUGAAGCAGCCAGGUUUGGAGCUUAAUCACAUAACUCACUUGUACUGUAUCACAACCCAUAUUCUUGUCAGAGCACGAAUGUAUGAUUGCGCUAAAUCGAUAUUGUACCAUUUGUGUGAAAUGGGUUUGGGAUCAAGUUCUAUUUUCAAUGCCCUCAUGGAUACAUAUCCUCUGUGCAAUUCAAACCCUGCUGUUUUUGACCUGUUAAUCAGGGUUUAUGUAAGAAAUGGCGCCACUAGUGAUGCUACAGAGACUUUUCGUUCGAUGGGUUUUAGGGCUUUUAAGCCUUCGGUUUAUACUUGUAAUAUGAUACUGGCGGCUAUUGCAAAGAUGGGCAGAUUUGAGCCCGUGUGGUCGUUCUUUGGUGAAGUUCUUGCAAAAGGCAUUUGCCCCAAUGUUGCAACAUUUAACAUACUUUUAAACGUGCUUUGUGCGGAUGGGAAACUGAAAAAGGCAAGCUAUUUGCUGAGGAAAAUGGAGGAGAGCGGCUAUGCUCCUAAUGUGGUGACUUACAACACGGUGCUCAAUUGGUAUUGCAAGAAGGGCAGAUAUAAAGAAGCUAUUCAGAUGUUGGAUCGCAUGAACUGCAGGGGUAUUGAGGCUGAUGUGUUUACGUAUAAUGUGCUUGUGGAUGAUUUAUGCAAGAAUAAUCAAAGCUCGAAAGGGUAUUUACUCUUGAAAAAGAUGCACGAGAGGAAGAUAGUUCCGAAUGUAGUCACCUAUAAUACUCUGGUAAGUGGUUUUGUCAAAGAAGGGAAAAUUGCAGUUGCAGGGAAACUUUUUGAUGAAAUGUCUAAGGUUAAUAUAUUGCCAAAUUGCAUUACUUACAAUGUGCUGAUUGAUGGGCAUUGUCAUUCAGGAAAUUUUGUGGAAGCUUUUGAACUUUUGAAUAAAAUGGAAUGUAGGGGAUUAAGGCCUAAUGAGGUUACUUACGGAACUCUUUUACAUGGACUAUGCAAGCACGACAAGUUAGAUUGGGCGAAUAGUUUACUUGCGAGAAUAAAGACAGAUGAUGUUAAUGUCAAUUCUUUGAUGUAUACUAUGCUAAUAGAUGGAGUAGGCAGAAAUGGUAUGCUGGUAGAAACCAUGAAGUUGGCUGAUGAAAUGUUCAAGGAUAAUGUGAAUCCUGACAUUGUUACUUAUUCCGUUCUUGUGAAUAGACAGGGAGAUAUAAAUGAAGCAAUCAGAAUUUACACAGUCAUGCUUCGUAGUGGAUUUUCUGCAGACCUUUUCAUUUGUAACAUGUUGAUAUCUACACUGUGCAAAAAUGGGAACAUGGUUGAGGCAGAAGUUUUUCUGCAUCACAUCCAUAUAAUUGGUCUUACUCCAAAUUCUAUUACCUUCGAUGCUAUUAUUGGUGGAUGUGGAAAAUCAGGAGACGGGUUGAAAGCAGUCAAGUUGAUAGAUGAAAUGGUUAAAUUCGGUUUUCAACUUAAUUUAUUUUCGUAUGAGAGUCUGUUGAGAGGCCUGUGCAAAGGAGGAUAUCUGAAGGAGGCACUGGAAUUGUUUUAUAAACUUCAAAACACUCCUUACGCUGUGAACACAGUCGUUUUGAAGACAAUUUUUUCUGAGAUAUGUAAACAUGGUGAUUUCAAGUUAGCACUCGAUCUUUUAGACCAGAUGGUUCAAGCUGGUUUGUUUCCUGAUAGCUAUACAUACGGUUGUCUCAUCUCUGGUUUAUGCAGAAAUCAAAGGGUUACGACAGCCAUUCUUGUACUCCAAAGUGGAUUGCAAAGAAAUAUUAUUUCUCCAAAUGAGUUUAUGUAUUCCAGCAUCAUAAAUGGGCUCGUCAAGAUUGGCCAAGCACAAGCUGCAAUUUACUUCUUUGAUGAUUUGUUGAUGUGUGGUCUGAAUCCCGACAUAGUUACCUUUAAUGCAGUUAUUUAUGCGUGCUCGAGACUAGGUAAAGUCGAUAAGCUGAAAGAAAUCUUCACAAUGAUGGAAAAUCGAAAUGUAUCCCCAAGUUUGAUUACGUAUAACAUUCUCUUACACGGGCAGUCAGCACGGAAGGACAUUGCGAGUUCCUUGGCAUUGUACAAAACCAUCUUGAGAGAAGGCCUUGUUCCGGAUAAAUUCACCUCUCAUUCUCUAGUUCAUGGGCUGUGUAAGUCUGGCAUGGUGGAAAUUGCCGGUAAGUUCUUGAAAACGGUGAUCAUGAAGGGAACUCUUGUAGAUCAAUCCACUUUUGACAUGCUAAUAUCAACGCACAGUCAGAGAGGUGACAUGUCGAAAGUCUUUGAUUUGUUAAGUAUCAUGAAGUACAUGAAAAUUUCGCCUGGCGAACAUACUUUCUCUUCUAUUUUCAAUGGGCUCAAAAGGACAUCACAUUUUCAAGAAUCAUACUUUCUUCUUCUCGAAAUGCUCCAAAACGGCUUUGUUCCUCGCAGCAAACUGUACAGCCGCUUGAUAAUGAGCAUGUGUAAAUCGGGAAACAUACGAGACGCGUUUGAGCUAAAAGACGAUAUGGCGACACUUGGUGUCGGUUUGGGCCACGUGGCCCAAAAUGCAAUGAUUAGAGGGCUUGUGCAGAAUGGGAAAUUAGAGGAGGGAAUAUUUCUGCUUAAAUGGAUGAUUAGAGGACAAACUAUUCCAACUAUACCAACUUUCACGACUGUAAUUCACGCGCUCUGCAGAAAAGGUAGACUGCACGAGGCCCUCGAUUUAAAGCAUUUGAUGGAUACGAGUGGAGCUAAGCCUGAUGUUGUUGUUUACAAUGUGUUUUUAACUGCCAUGAGUCGGGACGGUGAUAUUGCUCGUGCAUUUGAAAUGUACGAGGAGAUGAAACAGAGGAGCUUGUGUCCUAAUACAACCACAUUUUCGGUUCUUGUUCAUGCUGUUUUGUCUGAAAACAAUCGUGUAGUGGGUGAAAGGAUUUUGAUGGAGUUGGAGGAGAGAGGUUUGGUUGGUCGGGAUACUAGUCGAGCUUGGGACAAUAGGUUGGCUGAUGCUUUAGACUUUAUCGAUAUAUUAAGGCACAAAAAAUGGCGAGAAAGAGACUGA